Phalaenopsis equestris is the source of this 665-nucleotide messenger RNA. RefSeq names its product bifunctional dTDP-4-dehydrorhamnose 3,5-epimerase/dTDP-4-dehydrorhamnose reductase-like. The transcript has a single exon. NCBI's taxonomy places the organism in Eukaryota, Viridiplantae, Streptophyta, Magnoliopsida, Asparagales, Orchidaceae. Gene Ontology annotation, molecular function: methionine adenosyltransferase regulator activity. The record is from RefSeq and is a predicted model, not a curated record. Bases 1 to 525 code for a protein of 174 amino acids. Gene Ontology annotation, cellular component: methionine adenosyltransferase complex. Gene Ontology annotation, biological process: S-adenosylmethionine biosynthetic process.
AUGUGUGAUAUAUAUAACAUAAAGGCAGUUAUUACUGAAAUUUAUAGUAAUCUCUUCUAUUUCAUAUCGAUACAGGUUGAGGAGCUUCUGAAGGAGCACGACAACGUCUGUACUUUAAGAGUCCGAAUGCCAAUAUCAUCUGAUCUAAACAAUCCUCGUAACUUCAUCACGAAGAUCUGUCGGUACAACAAGGUGGUUAAUAUCCCAAACAGCAUGACUGUAUUGGAUGAGUUGCUUCCAAUCUCGAUCGAGAUGGCUAAGAGAAACUGCAGGGGAAUAUGGAAUUUCACCAACCCAGGUGUUGUGAGCCACAAUGAGAUCCUGGAGUUGUACAAGGCUUAUAUUGAUCCUGGCUUCAGUUGGGUCAACUUUACACUCGAAGAACAGGCGAAGGUGAUCGUCGCGCCUCGCAGCAAUAACGAAUUGGAUGCUUCGAAAUUGAAGAGCGAGUUUUCGGAGCUGCUGUCGAUUAAAGAAUCUCUCAUAAAAUAUGUGUUUGAGCCCAACAGGAAGCAGGGGAAUUGAUGCAUUGUGUUGCGUGCUAUGGAGGGGAUAAUCUUUUUUCUUUUGAAAUGUAAGGAAAUAUUUAUUUUUAGAAUGAAUUUGGUAGUUAGCCCAUGUUUUAAUCAGUAUGACCUCAAAGAUGAUGACUUUAAUAACUAGAG